GCUCGCGAGGAUGCCCGCUGCAUCUGGGACCGGGCACUGCCGCUGUGGGAGCUGCUCGAUGAGGAGGAGACCAAUGAGACCAAGGCCAUGUUCGGCAUCUCCCUGGUGACAGACACCACCUUGAAACGGUUCGGGGUGCGUUACCUGAGGACUGCGAAGUCCCUUGUCUUCCCCUGGUUCAGCCCCCGCGAUGCAACUCUGAAGGGCCUGAAGCUUGUGAGGGUGGAGAAGAAGGGGGAUGCGAUAGCGUAUGUGGAAGAGACUUUACCUCGCUUUGAUUCCUAUCGCAAUCUCUUUGGGCUGCCCCUAAUCAGCCGCCGAGACACAGAACUGGUCUUAACUGGGUGGGAGCUGGACGCCCUGGCCCUGCACCAAGCUACGGGUGUGGCCAGCCUGGCCCUACCACGGGGAGCCACCUGCCUGCCUCCCGCCCUUCUGCCUUACCUGGAGCAGUUCAAGCGCAUCACGCUGUGGUUGGGCGAGGACCUGCGCUCCUGGGAAGCGGCCAAACUCUUUGCCCGCAAGCUGAGCCUCAAGCGCUGCUCUCUGGUACGUCCUGGCGACCUCCAGCCCCGGCCCUUGGAGGCUCUGAACCAGGGCCUGAACCUCACCAAGAUCUUGCGUGCUGCCCUGCCCGCCAGCCACAAAUCCAUCGUCUCCUUUCGGCAGCUGCGUGAGGAGGUGUUUGGGGAGCUUGUCAACACUGAGCAAGUGGCUGGCAUCAAGUGGGAGCGCUUCCCCGAGCUCAACAAGCUCCUCAAAGGGCACCGCCGAGGGGAGCUCACCAUCUUCACAGGCCCGACAGGCAGCGGGAAGACGACCUUUAUCAGCGAAUAUGCACUGGACCUGUGCAUGCAGGGGGUGUGCACGCUGUGGGGCAGCUUUGAGAUCAAUAAUGUCCGCUUGGCCAAGAUCAUGCUGACGCAGUUUGCCACCCGGCGCCUGGAAGACCAGCUGGAGCUGUACGACGAGUGGGCCGACCGCUUCGAGGACCUCCCGCUCUACUUCAUGACCUUUCAUGGGCAGCAGAACAUCAAGACAGUGAUUGACACCAUGCAGCAUGCCGUCUACAUGUACGACAUCACCCAUGUGGUCGUUGACAACCUCCAGUUCAUGAUGGGACACGAGCACCUCUCUGUGGACAGGCUCGCUGCCCAGGACUACAUUGUAGGUGCCUUCCGGAAGUUUGCCACUGACAACACCUGCCACAUCACGCUGGUCAUCCAUCCCCGCAAGGAGGACGACGAGAAGGAGCUGCAGACGGCCUCCAUCUUCGGCUCUGCCAAGGCCAGCCAGGAGGCCGACAACGUCCUCAUCCUGCAGGACCGCAAGCUGAUGACAGGGCCAGGGAAGCGCUACCUGCAGGUGUCCAAGAACCGCUUUGAUGGGGACGUGGGCAUCUUCCCCCUGGAGUUCAGCAAGGCCUCGCUCACCUUCUCGUCUGCCGGCAGAAGCAAGGUCAAGCUGAAGAAGAUGAAGGAGGAGAAGGCGCUUUUAGCCAAGAAAGUUCCGGAGGGAGGCUCGGGAGCUUCCAAGAAGCCGUGAACCUGGCAGG
Molecule: messenger RNA, 1555 nt
Organism: Mesitornis unicolor (brown roatelo)
Lineage: Eukaryota; Metazoa; Chordata; Aves; Mesitornithiformes; Mesitornithidae
Gene: TWNK
Product: chromosome unknown open reading frame, human C10orf2
Exons: 5
Biological process (GO): mitochondrial DNA replication
Cellular component (GO): mitochondrion
Molecular function (GO): 5'-3' DNA helicase activity; single-stranded DNA binding; ATP binding
Source: RefSeq, a predicted model, not a curated record